UUCACAAUAUUUCCCGUUUCCGUUACUACCGCAAGAAACACUAAGUUCAAGAUGGUCGUCACUCGCAUCCUCCUCUUCUUCGUUUUCUCUUUGACGAUGACGACAGUUAUUUGCCAGACAUUCCAAUACAGCCAUGGUUGGACGAACGGGAAGAGAUCAGUAUCUUCGAUGUUAGAAGAACUCGUGAAUUCCCCUAGCAAGAAUGCAGCUCAAUUAGACAAUGUCCUUGUUAAUUGUGAGCUACAGAAGCUGAGAUUACUCCUUCAAGGAAAUAUUAACAGUCAAGUUCUGCAACAUGUCUGUGACUUCUACGAUUCCCCAAAGAGAAAUAUUCCUGAAAUCGUGGUCAACGAACACUUUCGACGACAGUCAUCUUCUACCAGCAACAAUUAUUAAAAAUAUUAAUGUUAUUUUACUCUAAAGCCUAAUGACUGUAUUCACUAAUUAAUUAUAACCAAGUAAUAAAGUAACUAUAGUAUUUA
Molecule: messenger RNA, 482 nt
Organism: Megachile rotundata (alfalfa leafcutting bee)
Lineage: Eukaryota; Metazoa; Arthropoda; Insecta; Hymenoptera; Megachilidae
Gene: Crz
Product: corazonin
Biological process (GO): positive regulation of heart contraction
Molecular function (GO): corazonin receptor binding
Source: RefSeq, a predicted model, not a curated record